UGUUUGUGGUUUACCUGCAGGCGAUGGAGAUAGCAUCUGAAAGAACUGCAGAGGAAAGAUCCAAUCAGGACAAAGUUGACGAGGAGGUGUUUAAGAAAGCCUACAUUCCACGCACACUUACUGAAGUCACCCAUUAUGAGAGGGAUGUGGACGCAAUGUUGAAGAAAAAGGAGGAGGCUUCUUCUGAAGAUACAAACACAGAAAAUAUCCUCUACCAGACAGUACCAGGCCUCAGGAAGGAUCUUUCUGGUGUGCAAACUGUACCCUCGAUACUGGAAGACUCCACAAAGGAUGAUAGUUCAAGCUCUGAGGGAGAGGAGGAGGAUGAAGAUGAUGAUGAGAAGUCAGAAGGGGAAGACACAGGAGAGGGUGGCAGCCACACUGAGGAAGCACAACUGAACAGAAAAGAAAGAAAGAAAAUGGUUAAAAAAGCUCAGAGGGAGAAAAGAAAAAAUAAAGUGCCAAAGUAUGUGAAAAAGCGCAAGGAGAAAGUUGCCAAAAUGAAGAAAGGAAGAUGAAUAUGGUUGAGAUGAAGGUGAACUGAGAUUAUAGCAGAAAUGCUACUUGACUGAUGGUACCAGUAUUUAAGCUGGGAACUAUUGCUGAUGAAAUCAGUCCCUUAACAAUUAGAAAUGCCGGAUAUCAACAUCAUAUUUUUAAAAUGUUUAUUAAAAGUAUUAUUUUUAAUAAACGUAUACUUUCUUUGAUAUACUGCUUGAAUGGUGGGUAAAAUAUGUUUUAAUGCAGACUGACAAUUCAAAUCAAUUUUUGUUAUAGUGGAACAUUUAAUUUACAUUGUGCAGAACAGUUUACACAAAUAUUCAUGUUUUACAAGGCAACAUGCUGUUAAAAAUAAUGCACUCUUUCAUAUUUAAGUGACAAAAUCCUCUUUACAAUCCUCUAUACAUCUUGUACAUUUAACAUUUAUUUCAAAGUAAAUGUCAUAUUGGUACAAAACUGUUUAUUACAUGACAUACACUACCUUUCAAAAGUUUGGGUCGUA
This is a messenger RNA of Sinocyclocheilus grahami, 1003 nucleotides long. RefSeq names its product serine/threonine-protein kinase RIO1. Bases 24 to 518 code for a protein of 164 amino acids. The transcript is spliced from 5 exons. Lineage: Eukaryota; Metazoa; Chordata; Actinopteri; Cypriniformes; Cyprinidae. The record is from RefSeq and is a predicted model, not a curated record.